Molecule: messenger RNA, 1414 nt
Organism: Schistocerca cancellata (South American locust)
Lineage: Eukaryota; Metazoa; Arthropoda; Insecta; Orthoptera; Acrididae
Product: maspardin-like
Exons: 7
Coding region: 152-1054 (300 amino acids)
Source: RefSeq, a predicted model, not a curated record
UUUGAUCUGUUGCGUCUCUGACGACGUGUGAUGUCAAACGAGAGGUGUGGGAAAGUGAUUGGAUUGAAAUGUGAGCGCCGAAAGCUUGCGUUCGGUUGCAGAUUUUGUUGACAGUGGCUUGGUUAUACGGGAGCCUUGUGCUCAUGAAAAUAUGAGUUACACCAGUGAUUUUUCUCAGUCACAGGAAUAUCUGAGCUUCAGGAGCAGUAUACCAUUGCGUAAAAUUGUCGUUGACACGGACGCGUCUAAGGGCUGGAAAGUGUAUGAUUCUGGGCCGAAAGAUGUAAAAACGCCAUUAGUUUGCUUGCCACCUGUCAGUGGGACAGCUGAUGUUUUCUUCAAACAAAUACUUGCCUUAAAUGCCAAGGGGUAUAGGGUAAUAUCGGCAGAGAAUCCUGUUUAUUGGUCUGUUAAAGAAUGGUGUGAAGGUUUCAGAAGAUUGUUGGAUUAUCUGUGCAUCAAUAAGGUGCAUUUAUUUGGUGCAUCACUAGGUGGAUUUCUUGCCCAAAAAUUUGCUGAAUUCACAGUGCAGUGCCCACGUGUUGCUUCUCUCAUACUUUGCAACACAUUUACAGAUACAUCAGUCUUUAGCUAUAGUGAUUCUGCAACAAUUUUCUGGAUGCUUCCUUCUCUUGUACUUAAGAAAAUGGUGAUGGGCAACUUUUCAACAAAUAAAGUGGAUUCCAGAAUAGCUGAUGCUAUAGAUUUCAUGGUGGAAAGAUUGGAAAGCUUGUCACAGCCAGAUCUUGCUUCAAGACUGACAAUGAAUUGCAUACACUCUUACGUCGAACCACAGAAACUGUCAGGUAUUCCAAUAACGAUAAUUGAUGUUUUUGAUGAUUAUGCUCUUUCUAAUCCUGUAAGAGAAGAAAUGUACAAAUGCUAUCCAACUGCCAAAUUAGCACAUCUAAAGUCUGGUGGAAAUUUUCCUUACUUGAGUCGAAGUGAGGAAGUCAACCUCCAUCUUCAGAUACAUUUACGGAGUUUUGAUGGGACCAAUCUCAGUGCAUCAGAGCCUGUACCAUCACAAAAAACUUCAAAAGAGGGGGAAUAAAAAUUUAUCAGUGUACUCUUUCUCUCUCUAAUUUAGAGAAAUUGUAAUUUCUCUAAAUUGAAUGGUAUGGAUUUGAUCACACUAGUACUGCUGCAUAUUGCAGUACAUAACAGCAUUUAUGGCCUAAAAGACUCUGAUGCAAUUUCAAUUACAGUCAAGUCUAGUCGUGUACUGUGCAAGCGUUAAAGAUAGGUGUUUAGGCAGUUAAUAUUGCUGAUCUCUGCCUUUUGUAUUUAUAUUCUUUGUACAUAAGACACUACUGAUAUAUAUACACACACACAUACACAUUAUAUAUUUUUGUAAACAUAUCCUGUUAAGUAUCCAUAUUUUAAAAAUAAAGUUUUGUUGCUUUUGUGAUAA